Botrytis byssoidea is the source of this 2382-nucleotide messenger RNA. RefSeq lists its product as uncharacterized. The record is from RefSeq and is a predicted model, not a curated record. The coding region runs from base 1 to 2382 and encodes 793 amino acids. The transcript is spliced from 3 exons. Lineage: Eukaryota; Fungi; Ascomycota; Leotiomycetes; Helotiales; Sclerotiniaceae.
AUGCCUCCAAAGGCCCCUCGUAUGCAAUACCAGCGAGGUGAGCAGGUCUUGCAGGUUGACGACCCCGGCAAUCAUGCUUUCAAAGCUCAACCUGUCAAGAACAGUAGGAAGAGACCAAAUACAGCUCAGCCUUCCACUAAGAAUGGUCCAAUUGAGAUUGACUCUGACAAUGAGCAUCCUCAACCAUCCAAAAAACCUCGUCCAGACACCCGUUCCUCCAAAUCAAGAAUCGCUGAUGCCAAGAAAGGAAAAAACGUGGUUGAAAACAUAUCAGAGUCAGAAGACAAUUCCCACCCAGAAGUCGUUCCUUGUGCAAAUUUACCACUAAGAAAGCUUCUCAAACCAUUUGCAGACCAUGAUGCAGACAUCUACAUCGCACUCAUUCAAACAAAACCCGAGUAUUCAUUCAGGAUGCACUCAUAUAUACUGAGACGUGCCUCUCCGUGGUUCGCUGGACAGUUGCAGGAAACCGUGGUCAAUGAGGUGGAUGAGAAGUUAGCAGCUGGGAUUACUGAAGAUACUGGAAUCAAAUAUAGAUUUGAGCUUAUGUUUGAUGAUCACCUUGGUUAUCAUACAUUGAAGCGGGUGGGACUCACAAUGUACAAGGAGCAACCUCAAGCUGUCAUCAAUAGAGCUAUUCCCGAUUCCAGCAAUCGCUAUGACGGCUAUUUCUUCUCUGGCAAUGUUUCAUCAAACUCGCGUCAAUCGUCUGUAUUUUUGCCACCAUACGAUGGCUCGUGUGACGACAUUGAAAUGGCAAAUACAAUGGAUGGUCCUAAUUCAUCUAUUGCUUUUAAUAUUACCGAUUUCCUUCCAUCACUAAGCACAAUUCCACCUACUCAAGACUCUAUCAAUGAGGUUGAAAAAGUGGAUAAUGGCAUCAAGUUGGAAGAUACCACUACUUCUUUGAAUAUUACCGAGGUCAAUCUGCCAGCCCAGAACGAUGUGACGGAGCAAAUUGCUACACCACCUGCAAGUCCCAUUAAAGUAAUAACUGGAACUAAUACAGACGUGAUACUGUAUCAAGGUCCACAGAUCAACAUACGCCCCCAGGCUGUCCUUGCAGAUCAAAUCAUUCCAACAGUUGAUACGCCUAUCAAAGCAGAGAUUAAAUCCGAGAAACAAAUGUUCUCGCCAAGUCUUCCAGAAGACAUGUCGCCAGAAAGACAACUUGAAGUCCUUUCGAAUGUUGAAGAAAAAGUUGAUGAGCAAUUACGCAUUGAAUUACAGGAAAUUGAAGUGCCACAAGGUCGCCAAAUCUCACCCGAAGAACAACUUCAGGUGGCUAUCUCCAUGGGGAAUCCAAUAGGACCUGAGAUAAAAACCGAGGACACACAGCAAGCUACAAUUUCGCUUUCGAAGCAGCAAUGCAAGAUUGAUCCAAUUGUUAAGGAACCGUCUGGCAAUCAUGUUAUUGAGCAGACAUUCAUUCCCACCGCAGAAAAGCCAAUCAACAAUGUAACAUGUCAAAAGCUAGCCCCUUUGAGGGGGGUUGAGCAAACAGUCCUCGAUGCUUACCGUUCCCUUUUUCUGUGCUACUUUGGCUGUGCCCCCACAAUUUCCACAACAAAUGCAGCAACUGCAGCAUCACAGUCCAUGUUGUUGAUAAAAAUCGCCAAUCGCUAUGACUCAGUGAAGGUUGUUAGGCCUCACAUAGUUGCAGCUCUCCUUUCUCUAGGACGUAGCCUAUACGCAUCUAUUCGUCGCAAUCCUCCUCAGUACCUACUUUUGGCAAACAAGCUUCAAUGCGCUCCCAUCUUUAAGGAAGCUCUCAUUCAUAUCGUAGGACAAUACCCCUCCUGGCCAUGGCUCACUAAAGAGGAUCGGAUGAGUCAAGUUCUUGGCAAGGUCAUUCAAAUGAAGUUCGACGAUCUCCAAGACAUGAGAUUCAAGAUCAAUGAUGCACUUUUCCAGAGUUGUCUCGUGAAAGAAAAAGUGAGAGUUAGCAUCAACAAUUUUGAUAAGUCAACCUUUGACAUGUGGAUCAUUGUGCAGAUCUGGCAUGAUUGGUUCUCUCAACAGUUACGCCAAUGUAAGAUGGUUCGACGCUAUGAAAAUCGGAGCGUGGAGAAGAACAUGUAUAGGCUUAUUGCGCAAGGUGGUGAAGCGUACCUAGGUAUCGACAAUGUUAUGGCAAUGAUUGAACCAUUCAGAGCCGGUUUGGAGACCAGAGAGUGGGGACACUGGAAGAAAGACCAGGUUGAGUUGCAGUUGAAUAUGCUGAAGAAAUAUGCUUCAGAUAACGUCAAGGGUUUGUUGGUCAAUCAGUUGAUGGGUGAUACUGGCGGAAAUGCUGGUGAAAUCGAAUAUCUCACUUGCACCAACGUUCAUGAGGAUGAGUUGCCAUGGGCUCAAGCACAAGUGGUUAUCAUUGAGGAUUAG